AAAUCAGUCUGUUUGCGGUAAUUAAGGUGGUCAGUUCGUGGUCAGGUGGUGGUGCGCGGAUUGCGAUCCAGUGGAGGUCCUUAAACGCAGAUAGUUGCAGAUCCUUUCGUGGAGUAGUGUAGCAGUUGAUUGCCGGGGACCGGUUUUAAGGGCUAGAACCAACAGUGACAAAUUUCUCGAGAAACUAGACGACGAUGAAGCACGUGGUGGCCGGUUGCAUGCUGCUGGUGGUGCUGAAUCUAGGGUUCAGCUACGCCUAUUUGGAGCCCAUUCUGUCAGUAUGCAAACGGAAAGACCCCAACCUGGACAAGUGCAUCCAGGACGUGGUGGAGCGGAUACGACCGAACGUGGCCUCCGGCAACUACGGCUCGUCCAACGUGCUACCCAAGCUGGAACCGGUGGUGAUCGAGAAGAUCCGCAUCGAGCGAGGCAACACCUUUGGGGCUAACUUUUCCAACUUGGUCAUUGCCGGCGCCGGCCAGUUUGUGAUCAAGAAGCUCAAGACCAAUCUGGACGAUCGGAAGAUCAACGUGAGCGUAAUUCUUCCCUCGCUGGAUGUUAAGGGGAAGUAUUCGCUGAACAUGAAUAUUCUGGUGCUGCGAAUCGCCGGAAAGGGAGACAUCUCGGCUACUUUGAACGAAACCAAGGCGAUCCUCCGGUUGGAGUACUACACGGAACGUGUUGGCGAUCGGGAUCUGACGCGAUUCCGGCCGAUCGAUCUGAAGCUCAAGUUCGACAAGGCCCGCUUCUACCUGACCAACCUGUUCAACGGGGAUCCUACGCUUGAGCGUGUCGGCAACGAUGCCAUUAACGAGAACCCGAUGGUCCUGCUGGACGAGGUAAAGGAAUCCUUCGAGCAGAACCUGUCGAAGAAGUUCACCGAGAUCGCCAACAGUUUGGUGAAGGAUGCCGACUUGGACGAGAUCUUCCCCGAAGCCGUCGGAAGCAGCAACGAGACGAGGUUAGAUCAAUUGAAAUCUGCAGGUCGCGGGAUAGAUUUGCGGAAAGCUGGAGUGAUAAGUUUGUUUUUGUGUGAACAAGUUUGGAACAGGGAGAAAGCCGGUGAUAUGAAGAUCUAUGUCGUUGGAUUAAUAGCGGUGCUGUGCUGCGGGAGUGGUUAUGCUCGAUUAGCCCCCGUCCUGACGGCCUGCUCCAGCGGCGACCCCGACUUUGAGAAGUGCGUCAAAGCCGUGGUGGAGCGCAUCCGGCCGGCCAUCGCCGCCGGCAACUACGGCGAGGGCCAACCGAAGGCGCCCCCGCUGGAGCCCAUCUCGAUCGACCAGAUGGCGAUCGACCGGGGGGCCGGAUUCCGCUGCAAGCUGUCCGACGUGAAGAUCGCAGGAGCCGGCGACUUUACAAUGCGCCGCGUCAAGCUGAACAAGAGCGAGAAGAUGUUCAACGUGAGCGUGCGGAUUCCGACCAUGCUCGUCAAGGGUCAGUACGAGCUUGAUAUGCAAAUUCUGGUGCUGAAAAUUUCCGGCCGGGGCGAUUUCAGGCUGGAUCUAAAUAACACCCUGUGCAACAUGCAGUUGAAGUACAUCUUCAAGGACGACUCCACCGUCCAGUUCCAGCCGAUCGCGGUGAAGCUCAAGUUCGACAAGGCCCGCUUCCAGCUGCAGAAUCUGUUCAACGGGGAUCCGACGCUGGGCCGGGUCGGCAACGAGGCCAUCAACCAGGAUCCGCACGUGCUGCUGGGCGAGGUGAAGCCGGCCUUCGAGGAGAGUUUGGGCAAAUACUUUACCGAUAUUGCCAACGCGGCCGUCGCCGGGGCCAGCGAGCAGGAAAUACUGCCACCGUGAAGCUGUGUGUGGGGAGGGGAAGAAUAGGUUUUGAGGAGAUGAGAUACCAAAAAUGUUAGAAAAGAGAAUAAAUACUAUUUAUUAAGGUG
Molecule: messenger RNA, 1888 nt
Organism: Culex pipiens pallens (northern house mosquito)
Lineage: Eukaryota; Metazoa; Arthropoda; Insecta; Diptera; Culicidae
Exons: 8
Coding region: 195-1799 (534 amino acids)
Source: RefSeq, a predicted model, not a curated record